GCAUAACGAGAGGUCUCAUUCACGAGGCUGUGGGCUAGUGUGUGUGCAGACACUGCACAAACUCGGGUUGCAUCCCAGUGCACCACCAUGUGCACUUGCAGUCAGUAGACGUGAACUUGCAGACGUGAUCCUCUUCUGAAAGCUGCCAGAAAACUUGGCCAACAUAUUGGGCACACAGAGUCCUACAACCACCCUUAUCAUCCACCAAGCAGACUGCAGCCCUGACCUCCCAUCUACCUGUCUCGCAGCCCUCUCGAGCGGCUAAUCUUGGCGAUACACCGACUAUCACACUGUCCCGACAUUGAUUCAAGAAGCAGGACCUUAUCAGUACCCCCGGGGCCUUUGGACAAAGACUGGCUGUGGCUAGGAAGGGGGUGUGACAACCGGGAGUGAUUGGCGAGUGGCCUCAUCAACAGUUCUGCUUCAGUGACCGUGUGGUGUCACCCACGUGCCGCUCAACUCUCAGUCAUAUGGACUAAGUGUCUACACUGAUACACACUGGUCAAACCUACAGUGACUCAAUGUACAUCUAGAUCACAGCUCCAUCAUGUUGGGAUACAUUCUACUUCACCUCCUCAUCCUGGGUGUGCUUCAAGCAAGCACUGAACCGAUACAGCUUCCAUCUUUUGCAAAACUUCAAGCCAAUUAUCCCGGAUACUGGAAUUUCGGGGGACGCCUCCACAAUCAUCAUCUAUUGACGAUGAUCGGAACCCACAGCAAUCUUCUUCUACAUGACACAAGUGCCUUACGCCUGUCCUAUGCACUAAACAAAGUCAGUGGAGUUCACUCCCUUGGGAAAAAUAUCAUCCGUUUAUCCAAAUACGGAACGGACAGCGUUCCUGGUAAAGAUGGCUUGCAGUAUAUAUACCACCCAAUAGCAUAUGGACCUUUCAUGGCAGAUAAAUAUGGAUACCCAACUGUGUCAAAAUUACACCAAAUGGACCCUAUUGAUACAAAGAAGAAUUUUGGGAAACAGGGUAUUCUUCGAGUGAUAACAUACACGAAGAAGCUGAAUCGGCCAAAAGGUCAUGUUGCAUUAUGGGACUGUAACCAUUUCCACCAAUCAAAAGAUUGGAUUGCUGGGCAUAGUCUAAUCACUGUGGAAUUCUGGGAGUCACCAGAUUCCAACUGUACCAAUAUGGAGAGUAAGUUUUCGUCAGACUACCUUGGGAAGCCUGAACUGGCACCGCUGCCACCAAACUUCAAGACAUUAUUAAAGCACAAAUCGUGGAGAAAAAAGUUCAUCAAAAAGUUUUUCCUGGAGAAGACUAAAGAUGGAAAGGCUUAUUACUGGUGAACCUACAUUCCAACUGUGUUGAAAAAUCACGCUGCCAUUUUAAGACCUGAAUCUGCAAAGAUGGACAAUUUCUGGUCGCUAUUUAUAAAACCACAGCUAUGACGCCUUCAAAUCUUCCACAGACUGCGCCAACCAAAA
Molecule: messenger RNA, 1435 nt
Organism: Haliotis rubra (blacklip abalone)
Lineage: Eukaryota; Metazoa; Mollusca; Gastropoda; Lepetellida; Haliotidae
Source: RefSeq, a predicted model, not a curated record